AUGUUCACAAGUGAGAAGAUUAAUGGCGCUAGAAUUGUGAAAGGAACUCAAACGCAAAUUGAAUACAAAUUGGAGCUUUUGACGUUGAUGUACGCCGGUAGACGACAAGGCACCACACCACGAUGGAAAACGAAAACAAACGUGUUGUCGAUAUCGACGUUUUCGGAUCAAAGUGAGAAUAGACAACACACAAAAUAA
Clunio marinus is the source of this 198-nucleotide messenger RNA. NCBI's taxonomy places the organism in Eukaryota, Metazoa, Arthropoda, Insecta, Diptera, Chironomidae. The record is from the annotation of a GenBank genome assembly.